CCACACUCCCUGUUAGCUACUCGGGAAAUUAUACGCCACCUACUGACGUGCGACAGCAAAACCAAGGAGCGGACAGUCACCGUGCUUCUUCUUGUAUCAGUGGUCAGCGCUGCUGCCUUGUGAAACUAAGCACAAAUGCCCCCAGACUGCCGCUGUCACGUCGGCCUGGACCUGCUCUCGUCUUCGGGCCUCCUUCGCUGAGAGAAUGAAAGGAUGGCCGAGCGGCGCUUCGGCGGGGACCACGAAGUGCUGACGGAUGCUGCGGCGGCAGCAGCAGCGACUCGCCGCGCUGAGCGGAAGCACCAUGACGAGAUGAAUUCAUCGGAGGAUGCCGAGGACCUGUCUCUGGAGGAGAUACUGAAGCUUUACAGCCAGCCCAUCAAUGAGGAGCAGGCAUGGGCGGUGUGUUACCAGUGCUGCCAGACGCUGGCGAAGACCCACCGGGGUAAAGGGAGCCUCGCUGGCGCCGCCGCCACCGGAGCAUCCUCGGUGGCGGCGGCGGCGGCUCCGCUUAGGAUAUCUGGACCGGGGGAUGUUAGGAUACAGAAAGACGGCUCGGUGAGGAUGGACCAGCACGGCUGUGAAGGUAAAUACAGCCCUUCAACAACAACUGAGGUCAUUGAGUCUCUGGGCAUCAUGAUCUACAAGGCUCUGGACUUCGGUCUGAAGGAAAACGAGGAGAGGGAACUCAGUCCUCCGCUGGAGCAGCUCAUCGACCUCAUGACCAACUCGGCCGAGGCCGAGAAGGAGGCCUGCCUGGACGAAGGCUACGAGGCCACAGAAGAAGAGGACGAGACGGACGACGGCCAUGGCAGCAUCUGCGGCGUUCACAGCUACAGAGAUAUCCUGAAGCUGUGCACAGCCCAUCUUCCCAGUGUGUCGGACGCUCCGAGUCACUACCAGGCAGUGUGUCGAGCUCUGUUCACAGAAACCAGGGAGCUGCGCACCUUCCUGGAGAAGAUCAAGAGUGCCAAAGAGAACCUCCGAAAGAUGGAGGAGGAAUCCUCAGAGGAGCCGGUCCGAGACCUCAACGAGCUGCAGAACGCCGACUGGGCUCGAUUCUGGGUGCAGGUGAUGAGGGACCUGCGUGAAGGAGUGAAGCUGAAGAAGGUGCAGGAGCGUCAGUACAACCCUCUGCCGAUCGAGUACCAGCUCACUCCGUAUGAGAUGCUCAUGGACGACAUCAGGUCCAAACGCUACAAGCUGCGCAAAGUCAUGGUUAAUGGAGACAUCCCACCGAGGUUAAAGAAAAGCGCUCAUGAAGUCAUCCUGGAGUUCAUCAGGUCCAGACCGCCACUUAAUCCUGUGUCGGCUCGUAAGCUGAAGCCUCAGGCUCAGCCUCCUCCGACCCUGCAUGAGCGGAUCCUGGAGGAGAUCAAGGCUGAGAGGAAGCUUCGCCCGGUUUCACCCGACGAGAUCCGCAGAGGGCGGCUGGGUUUUGGCAAAACUCGCAGUAUGCCUCAGGAUUUGUUCCGUACAGGAGUAGAUGAGUUCAGUCCGUACAUGGGCAGGAGGACGUCCAGUUCUCUGUCUCUGACCAACGGGUCACGCUCUCCCAGAGUAGAGCCCUCCGGAUCUCAGUCCGUCCCUCAGAGGAAGAAACUCCUGAAGGCGCCCAGCCUGGCUGAGCUGGACAGCUCCGACUCUGAUGACGAGUGGGUCGGGCGCACAUCGGCAAGCAACUCCAGCGUGGCAACGUCUUUGAUGGAUGAUACGUCCCCAGAGUCUGCACUGGGAAAGAAAACCCCUCCCAUGUUCCUGCCCAUCUCCUCCACACCUCAGCCAGAGAGGCGUCAGACCCCCCAGAGGAGACACUCCAUCGAGAAGGAAACGCCCACCAGCGUCCGACAGUUCCAGCCACCGUCCAAGCAGAACUCCAAGUCUCUGGAGGAGUUUUGUUUCCCUGUGGAGUGUCUGUCUCUGACGGUGGAGGAAGUGAUGCAUAUCAGACAGGUGCUGGUGAAAGCAGAGCUGGAGAAGUUCCAGCAGUACAAAGACAUCUACAACGCCAUGAAGAAGGGCAAGCUUUGCUUCUGCUGUCGAACCAAAAGGUUUUCCUUCUUCACCUGGUCCUAUACCUGCCAGUUCUGCAUAAAGCCUGUGUGCUCACAGUGCUGCAAAAAGAUGCGGCUUCCAUCUAAACCGUAUUCCAGUCUCCCUAUCUACUCCAUUGGAUCCACCAACACUCUGCCCAAAGACAGAAUAAGUGCCAUGACUGCCGUAGGACAAGGCCUCUCUGUGGCCGGAGGGCCGGGGCCGUCGGCGGCAGCGGGAGGGGCCACUUCCACCCCGACUUUGAAAGGAGCUACGAAGGCAGCAUCUAAAGGAGCUGGGAAAGCUACGGGAGCAGCUGCAGCUGCCAAGGCUGACAAACCGUCAGGGAGCCAACAGCGCCACAGUAUCCACAAAACCAUGUCCAAGCUCUCGAAGCACGGCUCUCUGAAGUCUCACGAGGAACUGGAGCUGCCCCCCGAGCUAACGGAGGACUGGGCCACCAUGGAGGUGUGUGUGGACUGCAAGAAGUUCAUCUCUGACAUCAUCGCCUCCAGCAAGCACAGCCUGUCGCUGGCCACCAAGAGGGCUCGCUUAAAACGCAAGACGCAGUCCUUCUACAUGUCGUCCCCUAAAGGGGCCGAGGGCUACAGGCCCUCGGAACGAACAAUCAACGAAAUCUAAAGGCGCCCGUGCUCAGCCGGGUCGCAGAGAGCGGUCGGAACGACUCACAUGAACUUUUAGAGACAAAGUUUUCCUUUCCUCCUCAUCAUGCACAGCAACUCCAGACAACUGCAUGUUGCAGGGACCGCCAGUCUUUUUCAGUUCUUGCCCCCCCCCCUUUUCCCCUAGCCAACAUCUGAGUCUUACUCUGCUCUGCCCACAGACGGUCGACGUAAAAACAACCUGAGAGUCCGAGUGGACUGACAUCUCACCACUGAUGGCACAAGAGGGCGGUCCAGGUCAACUCAGAUUCAUUUAAAAGCACAAACCAGAGGAGGGAUUCCCUUUUAAACAGAGAGAGAAAGAGAGAGAGAGACGCUCAAGAAAACACAGAAUAUAAAGCUGUAUAUUUUAUAUGGGUUAUAAUUUAGUUUUUUACAUGUGUGUUUGGGUGUAUGUGUGUGUUCUGUAAAGGGUCGCGUCCGAAAAGAAAACAAAACAAAAGGAAAAGCCACCUUCUACUUUAGGUUUCACCGAUGGACACAGCUCAGGGAGAUGUUUCCUCACUGCUGCUGUCAGCCCACCUGAGAGCUUCGCUCUGCUUGUUUCUCUGGAGGAAAUGCAAGACGUUUCUGACAGAAUUAGAACCAGACAGGAACAAUGUUUUGUUUUAAAUAUUCAUUUGUGCCAAAUGCAGUAAUACUUUUUUUUUUUUUGACAAACAAAAACCUUCGUUCUCGGGGGGAUUGUUGCCAUGGUAUUACUGCUGAAGCCUACAAUUAAUCCAUCUGUUCAUUGUUGUCUGUUUAUUUAAGACAAGAUCACAGAAGGAGCAGUUCCUAGUGCAAAUAUCUUAGUACAUUUGAAAUGAUAAAAAACUAAGACAAAUAAGGUAAGAAAUAAGUAACUUUUCAGCUUGUUUUAAGUCAAUAAUUUCUUAAUAUUGAUUAAAAAAAAGUACUAGUUCCACUGGCAGAUUAUUUCACUUAUUACAUGAGAAAAAUAUCUUAUAAUUAGUGAAAAAUGCGAGUGGAAUUAGUACUUUUUAAAAAAAAAAAAAAAAAAUAUUAAGGAAAUAUUUAUUUAAAAAUAGCUCCUAUAUCUUGCUGAAAUGUUACUUUUUAAGUUAGUACUCUUAAAAAAGACACAAAACUAACAUAUUUGCAUUAAAAACAAGAAAAAAAUACUUUUGUGUUUUUGCAGUGUAACUCCAUGCUUUAGCAUCAUUUAGCCCUGCAACACAUCCCAGCUUAUUCUCAAACCAAAAGAGAUACACAGUUCCUCUAGUGACUUCCAGGUCUGCUCAAAGCUCUCGUUUGAGUAAGAAAUCCAUCCCACAAAAUGAAACAACUUCAAAUAAGGUCCUGAGUGACCGAUCAGGGCGUCCUGAUCGGUUUACUGUCAUUAAUCAGAGGUAGAUCAGCUCCCGUCUGGGCUGAGAUGAUGGAGCUGCUCAGCCUAUCCACCAGGAGGAAGCUCACCUCAGCCACUUUUAUCUGGGCCUGUUUUUACUUUCUCAUGAGCAACAUUUACUUCAUAUCUACUAAAUGAAUUAUUUGUAUACAAGGUAAUUUUGUCAGAACUUGGGUGUUUACCAAAGAUGAUGCUGGGUGUUAUUUUGCUGUAACAGAACCACUGCUGAACUACUGGGUCUCUAUGGCGACGUCCACACAGCAGGUCUAGAUGAUCAAUUCCGAUGUGUUUUUGUUGUUGUUGCUGAAAUCAGAUUUUCAUAACAAUACAAAGAAAGCACAACUAAUAGCAUUCCCCAUUUUGUGGAGCAUUGACUUCUUCUUUGGAGAAGUCUAUUUGGAUGCACAGUCAGAACCAAGAGUGGUGGGAUGGUGAUGUGAUGCACUUCAAUGACUCAGAAAUUAUAAUUUCAUAAUUAGAAUUUUCUGCCAUUGUUUACAUCCAGAUUUACAGCAUCUGGUUUCUCCUGGUGCAGAAUUAUGACGCGUGUCUCACGCCAGCCACAUAAAAGUCAGAUGAAAUGCAGCGUGACUAUUCAGACUGCAGAUGCCUUGAAAGCAGUCGGAGUACCGCAUAUGGAAGUGGCACAGAUCCAAUUUCAAGAAAUGGGAAUUGGUCUGUUUAGACUGCCAUGAAAAAAUUGGAUAUGAGUCGCAUUUGGGCGGGGAAAAAAAAUGGAUUUGGGUCGCAUUCGCCUAACACUUCUAAAAAUGCAACACAUCAGAAAUAGUCUCGAUAGAUACAAGUGGCUGAGUUUUUUCUCGAUUUUAGUUUUUUUUUAAAUCUGCAUGUAUUUUUUGUUGUUGUUGUUGUUGUUAUGAAUGAAACAAACCACAAGCAUAAUCUAAAAAUAUUCCCUAUUUUUUACACACAAAUCUUUCCAGAGGCUGUGAAGUUCUGUGACAUCAAUGCUGUUGUUCUGCAAAGCAAACCAUCUGGUUGUUUAUUUUUAUUCGACUUGUCUUUGAAUAAUUUUCAUGUCAUACGUGCCUAUUUUUUUUAUUUUAGUUUUUUGCAUAAUCUCAAUUGUCUCUUGACACUAAUCAACAUAUAGUAACUCGUUUACUUUUCGUUCUAUUAACUCCUUAUGUUACAAUGUUUGCAUUGUGUAAAGGUUAGUCAUAAUGAAAUGCCUCAUCUACAGACGAAACCCCAGUUCACUGUAUGGGCGGCGAAUAAUUCACAGCCUGGCUGUUUUAUGCACAGGACAUAACAUUUUAAAAAAUGCCUUUUAUGAUUUAUAAUCAUCAUCCGGAGUGGAAGGAGGUACAAUCUGCCUUCUUGCCUGGACGCGUUUCUCAUCUACCUGGUAUAUUUCUGCCUUACAAGCUGCCUUUCGUGAUCGCUCAUUCGUUGAAGAGUCGCCCAGCGUCGGUGUACAUACUUUGUUUGUGAUGGUUUGUGUGUGAGUGUGUAGGUCAGGUGGAUGUUGUCUCGGUGAGGACAGCGCUGACAGCGACAACAGGCGACGAGCUGCAUCGGGGAGCGGGUACGGUGUGACGGGCAGCAACAUGCAUGUACUCCAGCGUAGCUUGUUCCCUCGGUCUGUAUUACCUUUAAUCUGUAACUACCUGCAGAGAGUCCAGCGAGUGACGACAAUAAACUGUAUUGCAAUACA
This is a messenger RNA of Xiphophorus hellerii (green swordtail), 5746 nucleotides long. Its product is annotated as protein spire homolog 1-like. Gene Ontology annotation, biological process: Golgi vesicle transport; actin filament polymerization; actin nucleation. The coding region runs from base 214 to 2676 and encodes 820 amino acids. NCBI's taxonomy places the organism in Eukaryota, Metazoa, Chordata, Actinopteri, Cyprinodontiformes, Poeciliidae. Gene Ontology annotation, molecular function: microtubule binding; actin binding. The transcript has 17 exons. The record is from RefSeq and is a predicted model, not a curated record. Gene Ontology annotation, cellular component: cell cortex; cytoplasmic vesicle membrane.